Messenger RNA from Camponotus floridanus (Florida carpenter ant), 4364 nucleotides. It is a transcript of the gene MED23, whose product is annotated as mediator of RNA polymerase II transcription subunit 23. Gene Ontology annotation, cellular component: transcription regulator complex; mediator complex. The transcript is spliced from 12 exons. Bases 85 to 4158 code for a protein of 1357 amino acids. The record is from RefSeq and is a predicted model, not a curated record. Gene Ontology annotation, biological process: positive regulation of gene expression; regulation of transcription by RNA polymerase II. Lineage: Eukaryota; Metazoa; Arthropoda; Insecta; Hymenoptera; Formicidae.
AGUGACCCUUUUUAGUUGUUCAAGAUAGUUGGAACAUUGAGGUAGUUUUGAGUGUAUGUACCAGAUUAUGUGAUUGUUAAGAAGAUGAGCAGUGAAACGCAGAUCGCAAGUAUAGUGAAUGAUAUUUUAAAAGUCGAAGCAAUAGAGGAAGCAUUUAGUUGUGUUCUUGUCCAUCAGCCUAACAAUGAAAGCGAGAAAAUAACAACAUGGCAAAACGAACUAAAAGGAGUUAUGACUGGAUUAACAAAAGAACAGCAGGAAGCUGCUGUUCGUCAGUUUCUUUCAAUGGCAGCAGCUAUGACUAAUCAUAGACGAUUACAGUUAUUAUUAUCGCUGUUACAAAACUUAGUGCAAUCAAAUGUUUUACCUGCUAGAUUAGUGUGCGAAUGUAUUUUGAGUUGUGAUAAAUUACAGUAUCAGUUGGAAGACUUUUGGGUCGAAUGCUUUGUUCUCAUUCGACAUAUCAUUGGUGGAGUUGAUUAUAAAGGAGUUAGAGAGAUCAUGAAAGGAUGCAAGGAAAAAGCGCAAACUAUACCAGCUCGAUUAAAUGCAUCAGUACAACCACAAUUAAAAGCUUUAGAGAAUGUUAUUGAAUAUAUUUUCGAUAGAAAUGCAUGCCUAUUGCCAGGUUAUUUUAUUGUCAAUGAAAUACAAAAAGCUUAUCCUGAUAACAAGAAUUGGCCUCAUUGGAAGUUGGCAAAAUUGCUUUCCAAUUUUGUUGAAAGUUUUCGAAAUACUGCACAAAUGGUAUCUAUAAUAGGGCACUCAAAAAUGUUACCAGUAGUUGAACAUACAGGAUACGCAGAUCAUUUGAUUAAUCCCUGGUUAUUGGAUCCUACUACAUUGAAAUUUUCUUUGAAAGGAAACUUACCUUAUGAUCCAGAUUUACUUAAGCCUCAAACAGAAUUGCUCCGAUAUGUUCUGGAGCAACCGUAUAGUAGAGAUAUGGUCUGUUCAAUGCUUGGUUUACAAAAACAGCAUAAGCAACGAUGCAUUGUCUUGGAGGAACAACUGGUAGAACUAGUCAUACUCGCAAUGGAACGAGCCGAGAAUGAAUCUUUACCAGCAGAAGGAACGGACGGGACUGUUGCUAAUCAUUGGGUGUGGUUGCAUUUAUCCUCACAGCUCAUUUACUUCAUCCUCUUCCAAUUCGCGUGUUUCCCAAGUAUCGUCAUGGCAAUACAUGAUAAAUUGGCGGGCAGAGACUUGAGAAAGGGCAGGGAUCAUCUGAUGUGGGUCCUCUUACAAUUUAUUUCCGGCAGCAUUCAACGAAAUCCAUUGUCGAAUUUCUUGCCUGUACUGAAAUUGUACGAUCUUCUUUAUCCGGAGAAGGAGCCCUUACCUGUCCCGGAUUAUACACAGGCAUUAUGCACUCAUCAGAUGGCCAUUACAUGCAUAUGGAUACACUUGCUGAAGAAAGCUCAAUCCGAACCAGUCUCCAACAUUCACAGACCUAUACCACACACAUUGAAGGUUCAUCACGAGUUCCUACAACACUUAGUUAUGCCAAACACAUCUCUCUGUAUGGGUUCGGAUUAUCGCAUCGCACUCUUGUGCAACGCUUAUUCGACGAAUCAAGAAUACUUCAGUAGACCAAUGGCGGCAUUAGUCGAUACUAUUCUGGGUACACAGAAAAAUCAACAGCAGCAACCCUUGCAGAUCUUACAGAAUACCGCGGCGCUGGCAAAUGGUCCGACGACGCCGCUCUCGAUGUCUAUCCUGGAUUCAUUGACCGUACACUCGAAGAUGAGCCUGAUUCAUAGUAUUGUCACGCAUGUGAUUAAAUUAGCGCAAUCCAAGAGCAAUAUGGCGCUAGCGCCGGCACUGGUUGAAACUUACAGCAGACUAUUGGUGUACACAGAAAUUGAGAGUCUUGGUAUCAAAGGAUUUAUUAGUCAGUUACUACCGACGGUCUUCAAAUCGCACGCUUGGGGUACGCUAUACACUUUGCUGGAGAUGUUCAGCUACAGAAUGCAUCAUAUCCAGCCGCAUUACAGAGUCCAGUUAUUGUCGCAUCUUCAUAGCCUCGCAGCGGUACCACAAACCAACCAAACGCAGCUUCAUCUGUGCGUCGAAAGCACAGCUCUACGACUUAUCACUGGUCUCGGUUCGGCGGAGGUACAGCCACAAUUAUCUAGAUUCCUGUCGGAGCCGAAGACUCUCGUAUCUGCAGAAUCGGAAGAACUCAAUCGAGCAUUGGUGUUAACGCUAGCGCGUUCCAUGCACGUGACUGGUACAGGUGCCGAUAGUCUCAGUGGCACAUGGUGUAAGGAAUUAUUGAACACCAUCAUGCAAAACACGCCACAUUCUUGGGCGAAUCACACUCUACAGUGUUUCCCGCCUGUAUUGAGCGAAUUCUUCCAACAAAAUAGCAUACCGAAAGAGAACAAGCAACAGAUUAAUAAAGCAGUCGAAGAGGAAUAUAGAAAUUGGUCAUCCAUGAGCAAUGAGAACGACAUUAUCGCACAUUUCUCUGUACCCGGAACGCCACCAUUGUUCCUAUGCGUUCUGUGGAAGAUGAUACUAAAGACUGAUUGUAUUAGUCCCAUCGCGUACAAGAUUCUCGAGAGAAUCGGUGCCAGAGCACUAUCAGCCCAUCUUAGAAAAUUCUGCGAUUACUUAGUGUUCGAAUUCGCGAAUAGCGUUGCUGGUCAACAUGUUAAUAAAUGCGUCGAUAGUAUCAACGAUAUGAUCUGGAAGUACAACAUAGUGACCAUCGACAGAUUGAUACUUUGUUUGGCGUUAAGGACCCAGGAAGGAAACGAGGCACAAGUUUGCUUCUUCAUUAUACAGCUAUUACUAUUGAAAGCAGCGGAGUUUAGAAAUCGAUUGCAAGAAUUCGUCAAGGAGAAUUCACCAGAGCAUUGGAAACAAUCGAAUUGGCACGAGAAGCAUCUCGCCUUUCACAGGAAAUUUCCUGAGAAGUUUGCACCUGAGGGCAUUAUGGAGCAAACUAGCGGCGGGCCUAGUCAAUAUCAAAGUCUACCCGUAUAUUUCGGAAACGUGUGUCUUCGUUUCCUGCCAGUUUUCGACAUAGUAGUGCAUAGGUAUCUAGAGAUACCACCUGUUAUCAAAAGUUUAGAGAUACUGUUGGAACAUUUGGGCUGUUUGUACAAAUUUCACGAUCGGCCUGUCACAUACCUCUACAAUACAUUACAUUAUUAUGAAAGAAAAUUGCGAGAUCGACCGUUGUUGAAACGUCGAUUGGUGUCUGCUGUUUUGGGAUCAUUGCGGGAAAUUAGAGCGCCAGGGUGGGCGCUUUCCGAGGCUUAUCAAAAGUACAUGACGCGCUUAAACGAUGACGCAGUGCAAUGGAUACCAGAAUUGGAUUAUUACAUUCGCCUUGUACAAAGGAUCGUAGAAACAAUGUCUGGCACGGCUCAUUUUCCUGCUACCGAUUGGAGGUUCAAUGAAUUUCCAAAUCCAGCGGCACAUGCAUUAUAUGUAACUUGUGUGGAACUUAUGGCCCUUCCAGUCGCUGCAAAUUUAGUAGCUAAUUCUCUAUUAGAUGUUGUGGCUAAAGGAUAUACCGUUGUACCAUCAGAUGAGAUACAUUUGUGGAUAAAUUGCAUCGGUUUACUGUUAGCGGCACUGCCGGAAUGUUACUGGUCAGCAUUACACGAUCGUUUAGUGGAGACCAUCAGCAGUCCCGCUUUAGCUAAUUGGCAAUACAAGAAUUUGACGCCAUUUCAGAUAUUUAAUUUCAACAUUACACAUAACAGCUUACUAGAAAAUAAGUACAGUUACAUGCUUGCACUGGCACAUUCAGUAUGGCAUCAUGCAGGUGUAGGACAGAUCACAACAAUGCCUCAAUUUAUCAAAGAAAAACUACAGCCAGUUGUGAGCAGUGAAGAGCAAUUGAUAUAUGCUUGCCAUUUGAUCGGUCCUACAUUAGUGAGAUUUAAUGCAGAACGGCCACAUUGCGUAGUUGAACUCACUGUUUCUCUGUAUGAAAUGUUGGAACGAGUUGAUCACACUCAAGCACAUUUGAAUUAUAUGGAUACCAUUUGUGAUUUAUUAUAUCACAUCAAGUACAUGUUUGUUGGAGAUAUGAUGAAGAAUGAAGUGGAAUGUAUUAUACGAAGACUGAGACCUGCAUUGCAAAUGAGGCUGCGUUUCAUCUCUCACAUAAAUAUAGAGAAAAUUCAUACGUCCUGAGACACAAUUAUUCCCGCUACUGCGGGAAUAACAUCGUGACAUGUGUGAUUGACUUUCCGGAUUAAAUAUUAAUCCGGUCAUUCCAAAGUAUAAUUAUUAACACGAAACAUAAAUAAAAAAUGUAUAUUUCUUUUAGUCUACGAAAUGAUCAUCUUGUAUUUGAUAUAUUCGAUUAUAUACGCGAAUAAAUGUGUGUUUGACUAUUA